Molecule: messenger RNA, 171 nt
Organism: Nezara viridula (southern green stink bug)
Lineage: Eukaryota; Metazoa; Arthropoda; Insecta; Hemiptera; Pentatomidae
Source: the annotation of a GenBank genome assembly
UUAUGCAACAGUGUUGUUCUUAAAUGUUUGUGGAGACUUCAGUGUGUACUGCACACAUAUCUGAAAACAAUCUCCUGGUGGUGACAAGACAGAGAUUUUCCGUAAUCGGGAAGGAUUUUUUUCCUUGAAAGUUAAAACAAUCAGUGAGGCUGAUUUAAAAAUAAGAAACAU